Messenger RNA from Entelurus aequoreus (snake pipefish), 4181 nucleotides. RefSeq names its product protein CutA homolog. Gene Ontology annotation, molecular function: copper ion binding. The transcript has 7 exons. The record is from RefSeq and is a predicted model, not a curated record. Bases 91 to 528 code for a protein of 145 amino acids. Gene Ontology annotation, biological process: response to metal ion. Lineage: Eukaryota; Metazoa; Chordata; Actinopteri; Syngnathiformes; Syngnathidae.
GGCUGAUGCGCGACAGUUGUUCCGCCACACUUUACGGCAGCGCACGGCGCUCGGCUGCAGUCAACUUUAUCAGCAGGUGUUUUUCUUGUCAUGCGCAUUGGACUUCCCCGCGUAGAGGCGCUGCCAGGUGGAUCAACCCUAGCUUGGCUUCUGCUGCUGAGGACUGUCGGACUGAGGGCCUUCUCCAUGGCUUCUGAGACGUACACGUCGGGCACGCACUCGGCCGCCUUUGUCACCUGCCCCAACGACACCGUGGCCAAAGACCUGGCCAGAGGUAUCGUGCAGCAGAAGCUGGCCGCCUGUGUCAACAUCGUGCCUGCAAUCACAUCCAUAUACGAAUGGCAGGGGGAGAUCCAGGAGGACAGCGAGGUUCUGCUGAUGAUUAAAACUAGAAGCUCCAAGGUUCCCGCUCUCACCAAUUAUGUCCGGAAGAACCAUCCCUACGAGGUGGCCGAGGUCAUCAGCCUGCCCGUCGACCAGGGCAACCCUCCCUACCUCAAGUGGAUCGGAGACACUGUGCCGGAAUAAGGAUCGAUGAGGGAUGAGGCUGGGUGAUUAUGCAAAUUAUGACAUCACAAUCCAUCAGUCUUGAGGUGAAAUAACUUUAGGACAACGCACCUUUCGCUCAUUUUUUCCUGUGUUACUCUUCUCAACUGGUUGGGCUGCAGGCGCCACCAUGAAUAUUUCUACUAAACCGCUAAUACAAAUCACAACUUCAGUAUGUCGUCAAAGUUGAAAAAUUGUCAAAAAGUUCAAUAUUCACGCUGGAAAAAUGAAAUGCAAAAAACUUCCUGAGUCUUGCAUUGUUUUUUUGUUUUUAAAAAAAAAUUAAACUCCUGGAAUCACAUAACUUGCGCAAUAUUUUCAUUUAUCGAGAUGAUUGUAUCGCAAACAACUCUUUGUUCACUGAAAAGUAGGGAUGGGUACUGUUCACUCUUGAAGCGAUACGGUACCAACCUGGGAAUCGAUAACAGUACCCAUUUUUUGGUACUUUUGUGAGUGUUAAUAAAUAACAAUUGUUUUUGAUAACGAAAUCCCAUUUUUUAUUGCAACAUUUAAAGGCCUACUGAAAUGAAUUUUUUUUAUUUAAACGGGAAUAGCAGAUCCAUUCUAUGUGUCAUACUUGAUCAUUUCGCGAUAUUGCCAUAUUUUUGCUGAAAGGAUUUAGUAGAGAAAAUCGACGAUAAAGUUCGCAACUUUUGCUCGCUGAUAAAAAAAGCCUUGCCUGUACCGGAAGUAGCGUGAUGUCACAGGAGCUAGUAUUCCUCACAAUUCCCCAUUGUUUACAAUGGAGCGAGAGAGAUUCGGACCGAGAAAGUGACGAUUACCCCAUUAAUUUGAGCGAGGAUGAAAGAUUCGUAGAUGAGGAACGUUACAGUGAAGGACUUGAGAGGCAGUGAUGGACGUAUCUUUUUUCGCUCUGACCGUAACUUAGGUACAAGCUGGCUCAUUGGAUUCCACACUCUCUCCUUUUUCUAUUGUAGAUCACAGAUUUGUAUUUUAAACCACCUCAGAUACUAUAUCCUCUUGAAAAUGAGAGUCGAGAAUGCAAAAUGGACAUUCAUAGUGACUGAACAUGUAAAUACACGAUUAAUAAUAUUCAGCUUUGCGAAGCUAAAAAAAUAGAAGCUAACCUAGCUACGUAGCCAACGUGAUAGCAUUAGUCUCAAAUGCAGAUAGAAACUAAAUUAAAAAAAAACCCUGACUGGAUGGAUAGACAGAAGAUCAAAAAUACUAUUAAACCAUGAACAUGUAAAUACACAAUUAAUAAUAUUCAGCUUUGCGAAGCUAAAAAAAUAGAAGCUAACCUAGCUAUGUAGCCAACGUGAUAGCAUCAGUCUCAAAUGCAGAUAGAAACUAAAUUAAAAAAAACCCUGACUGGAUGGAUAGACAGAAGAUCAAAAAUACUAUUAAACCAUGAACAUGUAAAUACACGAUUAAUAAUAUUCAGCUUUGCGAAGCUAAAAAAAUAGAAGCUAACCUAGCAACGUAGCCAACGUGAUAGCAUCAGUCUCAAAUGCAGAUAGAAACUAAAUUAAAAAAAAACAUGACUGGAUGGAUAGACAGAAGAUCAAAAAUACUAUUAAACCAUGAACAUGUAAAUACACGAUUAAUAAUAUUCAGCUUUGCGAAGCUAAAAAAAUAGAAGCUAACCUAGCAACGUAGCCAACGUGAUAGCAUCAGUCUCAAAUGCAGAUAGAAACUAAAUUAAAAAAAACCCUGACUGGAUGGAUAGACAGAAGAUCAAAAAUACUAUUAAACCAUGAACAUGUAAAUACACGAUUCAUAAUAUUCAGCUUGGCGAAGCUAAAAAAACAGAAGCUAACUUAGAUGCGGCGGCGGGCGUACUCACGGUAGCGCGUCUGCUAUCCUGCUCAAAACACAACACAACCUCCUGGUGUUGGUGUUGCUGUAGUCCGCCGCCCCACCGAUCGCACCUACAACUUUCUUAUUUGCAGUCUCCAUUGUCCAUUAAACAAAUUGCAAAAGAUUCACCAACACAGAUGUCCAGAAUACUGUGGAAUUUUGUCGAAGAAAACAGAGGUAUUUGAAUUGGGUCCAAACACUUCCCUUGACCUCGUGACGUCACGCGCAUACGUCAUCAUACCGCGACGUUUUCAAGCGGAAGUUUCCUGGGAAGUUUAAAAUUGCACUUUAUAAGUUAACCCGGCCGUAUUGGCAUGUGUUGCAAUGUUAAGAUUUCAUCAUUAAUAUAUAAACCAUCAGACUGCGUGGUCGGUAGUAGUGGGUUUCAGUAGGCCUUUAAGAAUUAGCUGAUUAUGAUAACUACUGUAUUUACAGUUCCAAGUCCAAGAUGGCCAUAGUGUUCUUUCUACAUCAUUUACAUGUGCCAACAUGUAAAUAAAUGUACCUUGAUACUGUUUGGUAAUUCAGGUAAUGCAUUCCUCCCUAGGUGUUGAUAUUGACACUUUAGGGCAGGGGUGUCAAACUCGUUUUCAUUGAGGGCCACAUCGCAGUUAUGGUUGCCCUCAGAGGGCCGAUUUUGACAAUGAGUAAUAUAUGAAUAUACAUGUACAUGUAAAAUACAUUAUCAAUGUAUUUUUUUACAUAAGCUGCAAAAAUAUUUAAAAUUUUAUUUUAAAAACUGGCAGCUCAGUCACCAGAAUUUUACAGUAAAAGCAGUGUUGUUGUUUUUUACAGCAUAUAAAAAAUGGAGUGAAUGGAAUGGAAUGGAGAAACAAUGCCAGUUUUUUGGGUUUUUUUUACCGUAAAAUCUUGUUUAAUGUUUUUUUUGUUUGUUUUUUAAUGUUUUAGUGACUUACUGUAUAUGGAAAAAAAACUGUACCAAAGUUGGUUUUACGGUAAAAAACUCAGUCGGCGGAAUUUAAUUGUAAAAUCUAUUGUCAUUUUUACUGUCUACAAUUUGAUUGAUAAUUUGUUUUGAACUCAUAAGUCAAGCAGAUGUUUAAGUACAAUAUGUAUAUUUAUUUUAACAAAACAUAUUUUUGGAAUACAUGAUAAUAUCAUAUUUUGAUGGUGAUAAUAUUGAAUUUUAAAAUAUAUGCAAUUGUAUGCAGUACAUGAUUUUUAAUGUAAAAAAAAAUAGAACGACUAUAUUUAGUAAGAAAAGUUUAAGCAUUUUAUUAACGCAUAUUAUUUCCAGGCUUCCACGGGCCACGUAAAAUAAUGUGGCGGGCCAGAUUUGGCCCCCGGGCCUUGAGUUUGACAUCUGUGCUUUAGGGUGACAAAUUAAUUUUCACUGAGGGCCACAUCACAAUAAUGGCUGCUCUCACAGGGCCGGUGUUCUGAAAAUUACUUUAAAAAAGUAAUUCAUUAUAGUUACCCGUUACUUUACCAAAAAAUAAGUGAUUUAAUUACUAACGGAAUUACUCUUUAAUAAAUUAAUCACCAGGGAAAGUAACUGAUACGUUGGUUUAAAAAAAUAUAAAAAAAUGAAUCUGGCAUAUGCGUUUGAGAGCUGUUUAAUACAAGAGCACAGUGUGCGGAGUCUGUGCUUUUAAAAGGCGGGGCUUGUUGCCCAGUGACGUGUGACGUCAUCGAGGGUUUCAACGGAGCUGUGUUUGUUAGCUUUAGAAGUUAGGAGCACCUUCCCCGCCAGCUCUUUUGAAUCUUUCCACCGGAUUGUGUUACCUCUGUUUAAUAAAGAGAUUUAAUGUGAUUCAAUGGCUGUCAUAUCUUCCUGUCAACAAACGGGGUAU